CUAUGGCUAUAGAGUCCUCUAACCCAUCGUGCGAGGUCCGCCGACCUCCGCACAAGUCCCAUCCCAAGGGGCUGUGCUCGGGGUCUUCCUCCUUCUCCACCACCCCCAUGCCUCUAUACAAGCAGAAAUCCUGGUCCCCCGAUGACCUCCGCGACGAGGCUUGGCUUCGACGCAAAGGCCACUGGAAGAACCGUCGCUCCAAGAGCGUCACCGAUGAGGACGUUGACGAGCUCAAGGCUUGCAUUGAAUUAGGCUUCGGGUUCGAUUCCUCUCCCGAGCUUGAACCGGACCAGCGUCUGUCCGAUGCUCUCCCCGCUCUUGGCCUCUAUUAUGCCGUCAACAAGAGCUACGACUAUCUUUUUUCCAAGUCCUCCGCCCCUACCACGCCGUCUGACUGCCAUUCCACUCCCUCUCCCGUCGCUAGUCCCCCCUCUACCACGCCAAUCUUCUCCCACGGCGAUAAUCCCCAGACGGUGAAGACGAGGUUGAAACAGUGGGCUCAGGUCGUUGCUUGUGCGGUGCGUCAAAGUCCACGGGCAUGAUGGUGAUGCCGGCCGAUGCUCAUGAUGAUAAGGAACCUCCCUGCAUGUUUGAUCAUGAUUUGCCACCCACACACCAGGGAAACUUUAUAUAUUAUGUUAUAUAAGUAAAAGAAAAGGUCAAAUCACCUGCAGUAAACAAAAUUGUGCUAGUUGGGUAUUGAUUAGUUAGUCGAUGACACGGCGCUGCCCGCGGUGUUCACAAAACUUUCUUCCCUUAGAAUGCGAGAUCCGGGCAGAUUAAUAUAAUAGUGGUGUAAUGCGUAAUAUAGUAACACUGGCGCGUACGAAGCAGAUUUUUGUGACAGAAAA
Messenger RNA from Neltuma alba, 851 nucleotides. RefSeq lists its product as uncharacterized. The coding region runs from base 3 to 542 and encodes 179 amino acids. The transcript has 3 exons. Lineage: Eukaryota; Viridiplantae; Streptophyta; Magnoliopsida; Fabales; Fabaceae. The record is from RefSeq and is a predicted model, not a curated record.